This is a messenger RNA of Epinephelus fuscoguttatus (brown-marbled grouper), 1698 nucleotides long. It is a transcript of the gene mospd1, whose product is annotated as motile sperm domain containing 1. NCBI's taxonomy places the organism in Eukaryota, Metazoa, Chordata, Actinopteri, Perciformes, Serranidae. Bases 354 to 1010 code for a protein of 218 amino acids. The transcript is spliced from 6 exons. The record is from RefSeq and is a predicted model, not a curated record. Gene Ontology annotation, cellular component: cytoplasm.
CUCCUUGCUUGGAGCUUUUUACGUCGGCUUUGUUGACGUCUUGCACGCACUCUCUCGCCCUCCGCCGUCCCGGCAUGCACCGCGAGGUCUGCAGUAUAUUAUUGACAAAGAAAAAAGGGCUGAAGAGAAACAACAACGGGGUGGGAUCAGAGGCACAAACCGAGGUGAUAGCACCGACGUUACACGGACCCGUGUGCUGACAACAAGUCCCAAGUCAUGGCCCUGAGGCGAUGAGAGUGGGAAGUGCCGUUUUCACCUGAAGGGAUUCUACACAGCUUGAGAGUUUGUGGAGAGAAGGGUGGGGGGCCCAGGCAGACCGUGGACGGGGAAGGGGAAGAGCUCAGCUGGAGCCAAUGCAGCAGCAGCAUCGACAGCCUGAGCUGGUGGAAGGAAGCCUUCCCGUGUUCGUGUUCCCCACUGAGCUCGUCUUCUACGCAGAUGAGCAGACGUCUCACAAGCAGGUGCUCACCCUCUACAACCCCUAUGAGUUCGCCCUCAAGUUUAAAGUGCUGUGCACAGCGCCAAACAAGUACACUGUGGUGGAUGCCACCGGAGCUGUUAAACCACAGUGUUGUGUUGACAUAGUAAUCAGACACCGGGAUGUGCGUGCAUGCCAUUAUGGGGUGUACGACAAGUUCCGACUGCAGGUGUCGGAGCAGAGUCAGCGGAAAGCUCUGGGUCGCAAAGAGGUGACGGCCACGCUCCGUCCCUCUGCCUCACAGGAGCCGCCCAGCCCCCGGCCCCAAGAUGAGGAACGCAGAAUCAAAGAGCAGUUCGCAGACAGCGAGUUUUUUGAACAGACUGCAUUUCAGACAGAGAGCCGUCCUGUUGCUGGAGGCCCCAGUCUGCUGACGGUGCUGCUUGGGCUGGUGUGUAUGGCCGCCCUGAUGCUCCCGACCCUGGGGGAGCAAGAAUCUACUGUGCCUGUCUACCUCCACUUAAGUGUUAACAAGAAACUUGUAGCUGCUUAUGUUCUCGGUCUUCUUACGAUGGUCAUACUGCGCACAUGAAGUGCCGUGAGCCAAGAGGAGGAGGCGAAAUGACCUAAAGGACGACGAGAACAUCCUCACACCAGAGGCACUGCGACACUUAAAUGAGUACAGCUGACAGCAGAGGAACGUGGUACUUACUCAGUUCACCUCGUCCCCCUGAAAAAUACAUUUUAGGAUACUUGUUUUCAAAUCCACACGUUUGUGUUAAUACGUAAACUGACACAAUACUGAACUGACGCAAACAGCGGAGACCUCGGGCGCAUAGGUCAAAGGAAUGGUAGUGUGAGAAGAGCUGUCCCUGAGCAGGGCCUGUGAAGAAACAUGAGGCCAUUUAUAAAGUGUUUGACCUCAUAUUUCCUGUGUCUGUAUUUUUAUUGCCAUUAUGUAACAGAAUAUGGUUAACUUGAGUGUGAAGGAAUCGACAUGCAAACAUUACACAUGUAUAUAAAGCCAUUAAAGUUUUGUUAUGGUAUUCACCUGUAACCAUCAUUAUAUUGAUGUUUCAAAGCAUUUUUAGUGUAGGCUCUGAGGACUAAAUGCAGUUUUUUGCAUGUGUGGAUACCUUAUCUGGAGGAGUAUUUGUUUUUUCCAGCAGUAAGGUACUUUUACAUGUCACCAAAGGAAAGAUCUUUUUUUGAAGACAAUGGUUUGUUCGCAGUACUAUAUCAAUGCUCCAUCAAACGUUUAAUAAAAGACUCAAUACAGA